CCCUCCGCAAAUUGGACGGCUGCACUGCUUACGUUUCUUAGAAUCGUCCAAUAACUAUCUGGCAGGGGAUAUACCCAAGAACAUAACAGGUUGCACAAACCUUAUUGGCAUUGGGUUGCAGAGUAACCGACUGACUGGACAAGUUCCUAGAGAGCGCGGUAGGCUGUUGAAGCUUCAGCGUCUCGUUUUAAUGGUGAACAAUUUGUCAGGAAGCAUACCUCCAAGCAUUGGCAACUUAUCAUCACUCGAGGAUCUUUAUCUCACUUAUAACUACUUAAGUGGGAGCAUUCCUGGGGCUCUUGGCCAACUAGCCAAACCAGACACUUACUUUGGGAUUCAACAUGCUUUCCGGUACACUUCUUGCUUCCCUCUUCAACUUGUCUUCAUUGACUCAAUUUGACGUAUCCUGUAACCAAAUACAUGGAAGUUUUCUUGCAACCAUAGGCCUCACUCUCUCAUCUCUCGAAUAUUUUAACGUCGUCUCGAACCAAUUUGAUGGAUCAAUCCCAUUCUCGAUCUCUAAUGCAACAAACCUACGCAUACUUCCCCUGGAGGACAACAAUCUUUCCGGGAACAUACCUUCUCUUGAAAAUCUACAUAAUCUUGAAUGGUUUUCCAUUCGCUCCAAUCAUCUCGGAAGUGGGGGUUCCCACGACUUGAGCUUCCUUUGCUCCUUAACAAAUGCCACUAGCUUAAAAGAGUUGAAUGUCAUGGAAAACUGACUGGGUGGAUCACUGCCUCAGUGCACUGGCAAUUUCUCCAUUACUCUCGCAGCAUUGGGAGUGAGCGAGAAUGCUAUAACCGGUGAGAUCCCCAGAGAAAUUGGGAAUCUUGUGAACUUAGAAAAGUUGUAAGUGGAUGGCAACAGUCUUUCAGGUACAAUCCCAUUUGACCUGAAAAAUCUUCGAAAUCUUACGUAUUUGAAUCUCUCGGACAACAAGUUGUCCGGGGUAAUUCCAUCCUUUUUGCACAAUCUAAGCAAAUUGAUUUAUCUGUAUCUUGCUGGGAAUAACUUUCAAGGGCGCAUUCCUUCGCAUCUAGAUAAGCGUCAAAGAUUGAUGUCGCUUGAUCUUUCUAGUAACAAUCUCAGCGGUUCCGUAAUCCCGGUGGUCACAAGUCUCUUCUUUUUGAACUUACCCCACAACCUUCUGACUGGGGCCCUUCCCAAGGAAAUAGGAGAAAUGAAGAACUUAAAUUAUAUGGACUUGUCAGGUAACAUGUUAGAUGGUGAGAUACCAAGCAGUCUGGGAAAUUGCGAUGUACUCGUACUAUUAAGAUUGCAGGACAACCUCUUCGAAGGGUCCAUUCCUCAAUCCAUUAGUUCAUUAAGAGGCAUCAAAGUACUUGAUCUUUCAUGCAAUAAUUUAUCUGGUGGGAUUCCAAGGUUCUUCGAGGCAUUUGAUUUGGAAUAUGCAAAUUUUUCUUUUAACAAUUUUGAGGGCUCUCUACCCACUGAAGGAGUCUUUCAGAAUGCUAGUGCCGCAUUUGUCAUAGGAAACGAGAUGCUCUGUGGAGGAAUUCCUGAAUUUCAUCUCCCUGAGUGCAUCUCCGGAAACUCCAAGAGCAAGCGGCUAGUCCAUAUACUGAUACUUUCCAUCUCUAUCCCUUUUGGGCUUCUGGGAAUAGCUCUUCUUCUUGCUUUUUUGUACUCAUGUUGGUUGAAGGAGAAAAAAAAAGAGCCUAUUUCGAGCCCCGUAGGUGGUACAUGGCAGAAUCUAUCUUAUGGAAUUCUCCUUAAAGCAACAAAUGGAUUUUCUUCAACUAAUUUGAUUGGUAUCGGUAGUUUUGGGUCUGUUUACAAGGGUACACUCGAGAAUGGAACGGUUGUCGCUGUGAAAGUGCUGAAUUUAACGCGCCGUGAUGCAUUGAAGAGUUUCAUGGCUGAAUGCAAGGCUCUAAAGCACAUUAGACACCGGAAUCUUUUGAAAAUAUUAUCAGUAUGCUCAAGCAUUGAUUAUUACGGUAAUGAGUUUAAGCUUUAGUCUACAAGUUCAUGGUUAAUGGCAGCCUUGAAGAGUGGUUGCACUGCCAUCAAGAACCAACUGAAGCAGAUGGGCCUUCAAAAACUUUGAGCCUCCUCCGUAGGAUAAAGAUUGCCUUCGACAUUGCUUCUGCACUGGAUUAUCUUCACAAUCACUGUCACAGCCAAAUUAUUCAUUGUGAUCUAAAGCCAAGCAAUGUUCUCUUGGAUGAUGAGAUGGAUGGACAUGUCGGUGACUUUGGAUUGGCGAAGAUCGUCCUUGAAAAUACACCUGACACCAACUCAAAGAUAAGCUCAGCUGGUCUAAGAGGAAUGGUUGGUUAUGCUGCUCCAGAAUAUGGGAUGGGAAGUGUGGUUUCUAGAGAAGGCGAUGUCUAUAGUUAUGGCGUGCUCUUGCUAGAGAUGUUCACCGGAAUCAGUCCCACGGAUGAGAUCUUCAAAGAAAAUUUGAACCUUCGCAAUUUUGUUGAGGAAGCUGUUGGUUUUUUAGUUGAGAGAGGAAAGACAACAGACUUGAGAAAAACGUAUGGAAGGAAAGACAACUUUUAUAACUUCAGCAAACAUUACAAUUUAAAGGAAGGAAAAAUAACCAACCACUAA
This is a messenger RNA of Syzygium oleosum, 2581 nucleotides long. RefSeq names its product probable LRR receptor-like serine/threonine-protein kinase At3g47570. Gene Ontology annotation, biological process: protein phosphorylation. The record is from RefSeq and is a predicted model, not a curated record. NCBI's taxonomy places the organism in Eukaryota, Viridiplantae, Streptophyta, Magnoliopsida, Myrtales, Myrtaceae. Bases 1994 to 2581 code for a protein of 195 amino acids. Gene Ontology annotation, molecular function: ATP binding; protein kinase activity. The transcript is spliced from 2 exons.